Messenger RNA from Drosophila serrata, 645 nucleotides. RefSeq names its product FUN14 domain-containing protein 2. Gene Ontology annotation, cellular component: mitochondrial outer membrane. Gene Ontology annotation, biological process: autophagy of mitochondrion. The record is from RefSeq and is a predicted model, not a curated record. Lineage: Eukaryota; Metazoa; Arthropoda; Insecta; Diptera; Drosophilidae.
GUUGUGUACAUUUGACAUCAAACUUUCAUAGGCAUUUGCAGUUUAACGUCAAAUAUCUAAUUUUAACAAUGAGUAAUUAUUCAGAAUUUUUUAAGAAUGUUUUUAGCGACAUAAGCCGUCGUUCUGCCUAUUCGCAAAUGUUGAUUGGAGUAACUUCAGGAUGGGCCACUGGAUUCACAACAAUGAAAAUAGGAAAAUUUGCCGCCUUCGCCGUUGGCGGCAGUAUUAUUUUGUUGGAGAUCGCACACCAGGAGGGACUCAUCAAAAUAAAUUGGACUAAGCUCGAUAAAAGCGUUGACAGGCUGGCCGACAAAGUUGAAUCGUCGCUUGGUCGCGAGAAAAAUUGGAAAGAAAAGACCGAACGAUUUGUGGACAACAAAUUAGAUAAGGCCGAGAGCUUGCUAACAAGGAAUGGCAAAAAGGCAGCAAAAUGGUAUUCCAAGCUCAUUGGCGAUGAGGAAGGGCCCAAGAUCAACGAUCUCCACAUCUUUUUGGCAUCCUUUUUCGGUGGCGUUGCUUUGGGCAUCGCCACAGGUUAAUCCAAGUGUCAAAUGCAACAAAGAACUCAUUUAAAUACAUAAAAUGAAUACCAUAAGGUUAUUAAACGCAAAUCUCACUUAAUAAAGAACAAAAAACGAAACGAAA